UGGCGACUGAGAAAAGGCCGGAACCGGAACUCAUGCGGUGUGGAUUUAGGGGGCGGGGCAAGGGACACGGCUAGGGGAAAUGACGUUGAGGGCGGAGCAAUAUCUUCGGAGCGGAUUGGUCGGAGACGGAGCUGGGAAUUGUCAGUGGUUCUGGGUUUGUGCGCGGUGCUUGUUGGUCUUUUGGACCGUGGUGUUUUAGUUAAUUUUGUGUUUAGCUCGAAUUAUAUUCUUGCUCCUGACAAUUUUUGUGCUCCAGGAGAUGAUGGCUACCCUGUGCAGAAACGUUAAUCGAUUAACGAACUUAAUGGAACAGUUUUUGAUUCCACUGUCAUGGCCUGGAUUUGUACGAUUGAAGUUUACCAAGGCUCGCAUUCCCAAAAAGAUGUUUGAAGUUUCACCAUCGGAUCAUGCAAGAUAUGGUGGUGAUCCGGACUGUCCACACCAACUGCACAUCAUUACCAGAAUAAAAUGUACAAAACGACGUCCAUAUUGGGAAAAAAAGAUUGUCCAUGAUCUCGGGUUAGACAAGUCACAUCAGCCACGGAUCCAUAAGAAUGUUCCAUCUAUUAAUAAUAAACUAAAAAUCAUCAAGCAUCUUAUAAGAGUGCAACCCCUGAAAUUGCCACAGGGACUUCCAACAGAGCAAGAACUAGCUGACAGUUACCUGAAGAGCACUGGGGAAUUAAUAAUAAGACGCCACCUGCAACCAUUGGAAUAAAAACACCACUAGAUCUGAAGCUGCUGUUUAUGUCUUACUUGUAUGUGAAAUAAAUAUUCAAAGUUAUGUUUCCAUAAA
This is a messenger RNA of Rhincodon typus (whale shark), 796 nucleotides long. It is a transcript of the gene mrpl30, whose product is annotated as mitochondrial ribosomal protein L30. Gene Ontology annotation, biological process: translation. Gene Ontology annotation, molecular function: structural constituent of ribosome. NCBI's taxonomy places the organism in Eukaryota, Metazoa, Chordata, Chondrichthyes, Orectolobiformes, Rhincodontidae. The transcript is spliced from 5 exons. Bases 260 to 718 code for a protein of 152 amino acids. The record is from RefSeq and is a predicted model, not a curated record. Gene Ontology annotation, cellular component: mitochondrion; large ribosomal subunit.